Vollenhovia emeryi is the source of this 10398-nucleotide messenger RNA. Its product is annotated as homeobox protein abdominal-A homolog. The coding region runs from base 1039 to 2238 and encodes 399 amino acids. Gene Ontology annotation, biological process: negative regulation of transcription by RNA polymerase II; anterior/posterior pattern specification. NCBI's taxonomy places the organism in Eukaryota, Metazoa, Arthropoda, Insecta, Hymenoptera, Formicidae. Gene Ontology annotation, cellular component: nucleus. Gene Ontology annotation, molecular function: DNA-binding transcription factor activity, RNA polymerase II-specific; RNA polymerase II cis-regulatory region sequence-specific DNA binding. The record is from RefSeq and is a predicted model, not a curated record. The transcript has 3 exons.
GAUUGGCCCGCCUCCGGUGAGGCCGCGCCGCGAUUGGACGGCGGUGUUUACCAGCUGGUACCCCGGCGCUGCUCCGGUACUCCCGGGCCGUAGAGGGGGGAACAGAACGGAGAGACAAGCGGCGCCAUUAUUGUAAGGGGUUACAUUUAGCUGGCCGUGGGUUGUAGUACGCGGCGUUCGGGAUAGGGGGCUAUAGUACCUUCAUGCAUGGCCCAUAAAGGAUUCGUCGACUAUCCGAGAAGUACGCAAGAAACGGCUUCUAACACCUGACAGGGGCCACGCUCUUCUCUUCUCUCUCCUCGUGCCGUCGCCGGGUUCACCGUCGCCCAAUUUCCGAGCCUGGGACCACGGAUUGGGUGGGCCCGGCGAGAAGAAGGACCCGGUGCGCGCGGCCGCCCUUUAUCGCCGAUUUUUCUCCCGAUACCCGGAUGGAUUGGUAAUCACGCCGAGGGGGCCGAGGGAGCGGCAGGAUUGAAAUUUCGCGACGCGACGCCAAGAUCACACACACUCACCGAAUCUCACUCCCGGCGAUCGCGGAGAGGAGGGACAUGCCAUUUGCGAUCGCGGACGGCCGGUGAUUCGUGGUCAGUCGUCCCCGGUCACCGCAUCCCGCCGCGUUCGGUAUUGUUAUUGUGAUAAUGUGCCGUAGUUGCGUAAGUGGCAGUAAAAGUGGACCUUGAUCGCCGUGGACCCGGAAAGAAGCGAUAAAGCGCCAGACGGAAGGGAUUACUCCGAGGUUCCUUCGCCAAGUUUAUCCGAGAGAGAGAGAGAGAGAGAGAGAGAGAUUUCCCCGAGAGUGUGUUGCCGGUGUGAUCCGCGGCUCGCGAGACGGAUUACGCUCGAGGGAGACGAUGAGGCGGCAGCAGCAACACCAGCAGCAGCAGCAGCAGUGGCAACAACAGCGGCAACAACAGCAGCAGCAGCAGCAGCGGCAGCCGGCGGACGUGUCGCCACGGUGUCGGUGUUGAGACACUCGUCCCGGUCGUCCGGCCCGGGCGUGUCUUCGGCAUCGGCUCCACAUCGGCACCGACAGGCGAUAUGAGUACGAAAUUCAUAAUUGAUAGUAUGCUACCUGCUAAGUACCAACAAUUCCACCCGCAACAGUUGUUCUCAAGCGCGGCACCAGGUACCAUUCAGGCGUGCACGACCAGCCCGGCCACCGCGAGCCUAGAAUCGAGUCUAUCCGCGGCUGCAGUUGCGGCCGCGGCGGUCAAUUACGCACAGCAGCACAACUCGCCGAGCCCGACGGGUUCGAGUCCCCAGCACUCGGGAAGCUCCGCGUCCACGUCACCGGCGGCGCGCACCAGCAUGUAUCCGUACGUGUCCGCCGCAGCGGCGCACCAUCAUCACCAGCAGCAGCAGGCGGUCGCGGCCGCCGCGUUCGGCGCCACGUCGAGCAUGGUGCCCGGCUUCGGCUCCUCCGCGGCCUCGAGCGCAGCCCUCGCCGCCGCCGCCGCCGUCGACGCCGCCACCGCCGGCGACAAGUCCUGCCGUUACACGGCCAGCCUCACCGGCAACGUCACCCCCGCGUCGGCCGAUCCCAUGGUUAACUACACCCUCGGCCACCAUCACCAGAACGGCGCUACGCCCGGUAGCCUCGUCUCCUCCGCGUCGGCAUCCUCGGCCGUCUCGGCCGCCUCCGCCUCCAUGGCAGCGGCGGCACAGUUCUACCAUCAGGCGGCCGCCGCCUCGGCCGUCGUCGAUCCCUUGACGUCCUGCCAACAGCCCACCACCGGCCAGCCCGGCAUCUCGGACAUACCUCGGUACCCAUGGAUGUCCAUUACCGAUUGGAUGAGUCCAUUUGACAGAGUGGUGUGCGAUUUCUUAACAUUUUCAGGUCCGAACGGCUGCCCGAGGCGCAGAGGUCGGCAAACGUACACGCGGUUCCAAACACUGGAAUUAGAAAAAGAAUUUCACUUCAAUCACUAUUUGACGCGACGACGGCGAAUAGAAAUCGCGCACGCACUCUGCCUGACGGAACGACAGAUCAAGAUCUGGUUCCAGAAUCGGCGAAUGAAGUUGAAAAAGGAGUUGAGGGCGGUGAAAGAAAUCAACGAGCAAGCCAGACGCGAGCGCGAGGAGCAAGAUAUGAUGAAGAAACAGCAGGCGGAGAAACAGGCCAAGUUGCAGCAGGAGCAGCAGAGCGCCGCCCUUCAGCAUCAGCAACAGCAUCACGUAAGCGGCCUGGAAAAAACGCAAAGCGAUCUUCUGAAGGCAGUCAGUAAGGUACCCACAUAGGAUACCUUACUGAGCCGACUCUCUUUCUUUUAAGGAAGACACAAGAGACUGGAGCGGCCUGGACGAAGACUCCGAAGCGAAGUAGUUGGUAAGGUCGAUCACGUAGAAGAUCCUGAGUUCUCUUCCUCUCAUCUUCGCACGCGAGACACAGGUACGGAACAUCUGACACGCAAAGAUUUCGGCGAUCUUCCUCGAGUCGGUGAGCGGGCGCUCGCGAGUAGAGGACCCUGCGGAUGCGGUCAUCGGUCCUUUUUUUACCAAGGGGGGGGGGAAGAUAGCGAGGAUUUAGGAAGCCUGGAAGAUACACAGAGCGCGAUCUCCUCCGGGCGACCGAAAAACAAAAAGAAAGGUACGACGAAUGCCUUGCAGAAUCGGUUCUCUCUUUUGUUUUUUUUAAAGCAAGAAAGAAGAAAAAUAAGUAGAUGUUACGAUAGUAAAAACUCGAAGCAUAUAGAGAAUGAACGCACCCCACCCCAGCUACGUACUUACUUGGCUAGCCUCCGAAGGGCGGGCAUGCGAAACCGCCUUGCACGGGGCUCAGCCUGUGACUGAUUCCUAGAACGUAUAAUGUAUAUUGUUAAUCGGGUGCUACACAAUGAGCCAUCGCGAUUAUCAAGCGAUGAACGUACGAAUUGGCGCGAUACUGCCAUGGACAGCCAAUAAUUACGUCGAGGCGGUGAGUAGAUUAGUUAAAUGGGCCGAAACUAAAGGGUUAAUUGGUCGUAUGGGCCGACAGAAAUCAUUAACGACGACAUUUCGAUUUUAAUUGAUCGAACUCUGCGAGAAGGAAGCGACUAAAUCAAACUGCGCAAGCGAGCCGGCAUCUAAGAGACCAGCGAGAUAAGAGUUUGGCUAAUCUUCGAUUCAUCGUUCUACCUUGUACCGUGCGAAUUUUCGUUGAUUAGCUUCAUCUCCCGUGUAGGAAGCAUCAUCCGUUCCGGAGGAAGAAUUACGGUGCGCGCAGUCUCGGGAAAACGGUUUCAUCAUUUUCGACGUUGAAAUGUUUUACCGUCGACGUCGAACGCUUCCUUCGUACGAUCACUAAACGAAAUUACAAGAGGCGUAAAAUUUGCGACGUUCUCGUUGCAACUACGAACGUGUCUCUCGCGCGAUUGCGGACUUCCGGUAACUCCGAUACUCCUUCUAGAUAUCGGUCUACGAUUAGAAGUAACGGGCGUACACGAGUAUUUUCCCCUACGUCGCUCUUCUUUUUUUUUAUUCAAUUAAAGGCAUUUAAUAUCUGCACGUUCACUUUUCAAACGAAUUAGCUGAACAUUACCAACGCCGAUGUUGCGCGUUAAAAUUCUCAACUGUUUCAUCGAACAAACGGUUUAGUCAUUGGCAGUACAGCAAGUUUUAUCUACUAUGGGUUUUAUAAGGAAAAUUGUAUUUUGCUUGGAGAGAAAGAUCUGAUUUUACAAAUUAGAUUCGCAAUGCACAUGUAAUGUAUGUGUCGUAAAACAACUGUUUCCUUGAAGCUCCUCUUUCGGUACGCUCGGUUUCGCACAAAAAGAGAACCUAUACUCACGGAUAUAAGAAAAACAUACCGCUUGUGUUUUUCAGCCAUUCCGAUACGUCAAUUCAGACAAGUCGCAAGAAACUUUUCGUUAACGAAAUAUAGUAAAUUAUUUUAGACACAAUAAAAAUUUAGGGUAUUUAUUUUUUUACCAACGUGAGUAAAAAAGUAGUAUUCUAUCGUGAGCAAUAAAGUAUCGUUGAAUUCGCGAAUUUUGUCGAGGAAUUUAAGAAAUGUAGAUGUUGUAAUGGAAAGAGAGAGAGAGAGGCAUAAACGCGCUAUUCAGACAUUGAGGAACGAGGUAACGUGCCGUGAGUAUAAUAAACAUUGGUUUUCUCAAGAAUAUAUCUUUCUAAGCAUUGUUUCUCGAAAGCGUGAUAUAGAUGGUAAAUAACUGUACAAUAUGCUUGGCAACCGCACUUUGUCAAGGCUCUGACAACUAAUUGUCUCGAUUAUCCUGCCGUGUCGAUAAACAAGAAAAAAAAAUUAUACAUAUACACAAGUACACGUAACAUACAUUUGAUCUGUUUGUCGUUUCGAGAGAAUGCUUUAAUCGUCGACCUCAAGUUGGGACAAGAACGUUCCGCGUGGUAAAUUCCAUAAUAUAAUUUCUGUAUGACGAUCGGUCAGUCAUUUGAAUUAUAUAAUUUGCCCACUUCUUAAUUGUUCUUCUCAGCCGUGCAUUGGAGUAUACAGAUUCGUAAAUGUUCGCGACUACACGCUAAUUUUUGAUGAAAAUGAAGAACAAACGCGGGAGAAAGUAUAAGCUACACAUGGAUACACGCUCGUAAAUACGUACGAGAAACACGAACCACAUUACCGGACGAGUAUCUCACUCUUAGUACAUUAAAUACGUAAUUUGGUGUCAGGGUAGACUUUUCCAUAGAUAUAGAACCCGUUGUUGGUAUUACUUACUUAGAGUUCGUAAAAAAAGGAAAAGAUAAACAUAAAAGGAAUAACCGAUAUAUAAAUUAUUGCCUAAUUAUUUUUUUCUCCUCCAUGUUAGCGCGAUCGAUGCAUAGGUCCUGAUUUCUUAUCGUAUAAUUCCCUAUCUUGAACAAAUUUUGUCCGACGCGCGUAGGGGGCUAUUCUUAAUUUAAUAGCCACAAAAUAAAAAAUGCACAUUGUUUAAUGCUGAGCAACACAAUGUGCUCAUUUUUCAUUGGUUGUGUAAUUAUCACCCAAAAAAAAUUAAAAAAAACAUAUUUGUUAUUGUUUUUUAGAGGGAUAAGAUCUUAAUCUAAAAGUAUAUAAUUGUGUAUAUCUUUAGAUUAAAUUUUAUCAUAUAUUUGUGGAAUGAGAAAUACGUAAAAUCUGACAAGCAAAUCCCACUUUUUCAGAUUAAGACCGGGAUCUAUUGCAUGGAUCGCCUAAUAACUAUAAUGACGUAAAAUCAUAUUGUACACAAUACCAUAUUAUAUAUUAUUAAAAGUAAUAAGUAUAUAUUAUAUACAUAUAUAUAUAUGGACAAAAAAUGAAAAUCUGUUGUAUCGUGCAUCAAGGUAAAAUUUUUUCUGAUGCGGUAAGAUCUUAGGAUACAUUUAAACAAGUACGUAAACUGAGGGGAAAAAAUACCUUGUUAAUCUAAUUGAAUGAGAAAAUAGCAUAAUAACGGCGAGCAGCUCCAAAUAGACGUCCGUAAUCAAAGCAAAAAAAAAAAGAAGGCACACCUAAAUAAAUGGAAGGAAAAACGUAUUCGUAUUAAAAUACUCUACCGCUAAUUUUACCUAAACUAAAAGAAUAAUACUAUAAAUAAUAUUCCCAUACGUAAUGUAAUGAUUAAGCUGCGCGUGUGAGUCCGCACGUACGAUGUACUCACGUAUCUCCUCACUUAGCGAAGUACCUACUUACAUACCGUAAUCGUAAUAGUGUUUUAACAUGUAAUGUGCAAAAUGAAAAAGAAUGAAGUAGAACAUAAUAUAUGCGUGUGUAAGAUUUAAACAGUUUUGCAGAAAUUAGGUUUCAAUAAGGUAACGAGAGCACUCGCAGAAAUAUGGUCGCAUUUACGGAUAUUAAUGCUCAGCUGAUUAAAAUACUUGCGGAAUAUACUUUGAAUUUAUUAUUCAAAUGAAAAAAGUAAUGUAGCCUCCUGAGGCGCUGUAAUGGUGCGGUUCAUAAUGAUAAUAGCGAUAUUAUGUACUGCGGAGAUAAUAGUCAUUAAUGAUUAAUGAAACUGUUAAUCAAAUUUAAUUAAUUAAUUAAUUAAAUUUGCUAAUUUGAUAUAAAGUGUAAGUAUAUUUUGUAAUAAAUCAAUGAGGAUUCAACCCAGUUUUAAUUAUAUCUUUCCAUUAGAUUUAUCUGCCAGAUCUGCGGCAGAAGGUGCAUUAAAUGUUUACUUCGCAGGCACAAAAACAGAUGCGUUAUAAUUUUCGACACAUUUUUAUUCGAGUAAGACAACUUUUUAUAGCAUCAAUACGAUCGUCACAUGUCGAGCCAUAUUUCGUGCUUGCACUCGACUUACGCAUAUAGAUAUACAAAAAUAUUAUGGAACAACGCAACACAUAUUUGUAUAUCGGUUCCACUCCACGUAAUCUGUUAUCGUGUUAAGAGUACACAACGUAAUUAUUGUAUAUUUCGUGGCCGUAGCCCAAGGAUCUUUCGGUUGUUCUGUCGGAAUGUCAAAAUGAAAGAGAAAGAGAAGUACGAUCGCGCCUAAACAUACUCCGGCUCAUUGUAUACGGAACAAAAAAAAAGAAGUAAUAUGGUGGAAUCGAAAAAAAAAAUGAGAGGGACGCACGUGACGCGGUUAGCCCCGAGAAUCGGUGUAUCUAUUUAUAUUAUAGAAAAGCUUUAUAGACACAUGACUCUAUUUACGAAUAAUUAUUAUUAUUGUAUUAUUAUUAUCAUUAUCAUCAUCAUCACUAUUAUUCUUUUUAUUUUGUUUUAUAAAUUUACCCGUCAAGUCCACCAUGUAGCUCUCGACUCUACAAGGCGGACGCGCGAGUGUUAGUUUUAUUAUUAUAUUAUUAUUAAAUAUGAGUUAUUAUCAUUAUUAUUGCUUAGUUAUGUUUUUAUGUUAUUGCUACAGACACCGUUAAUUAUUAAGUGACGUGACAGCAGCAACUGCGACGAUGGCGGCGCCGAUACGUCCGACAAAUUAGAGAUAUACGUAAUGCGUAAUAAUAAUUAUUAUUAGUCCGAAGAAUUUGUACAGUAUGGGGCGAUGAGAUUUAUGGCGGCCGUGUUAGUUUCUAUUUACGAUAUAUAUUAAGUCCUUAACUCUUAGCGAGGCGGUGUGUGGCGAAUAAAGGGGAUGGCAUCGACGUACGGAGUAGCGCCGAUUUUUGCGCGCAUACGUCGGAUAUCGACCACAGUGUUGGACUUGAGAAACGGAUCGACGAUAAGGAUUAGCGAUUUUUCUUCCGGAAGUCUCAAAUGAGAAAAAAAAAGGAACAAAUCUUGUCAUAACGAUAAUCAGAAUUAUUGUGUGAUACCGCAUUAUUUUAUUCGAGGAACAGCUUCGGGAAAUUUUUUGUUUCAACUGCUUCGUUGAUCGCUUAUAAACAUUGUUGAUGCGGAAUUUUUACGAGCGUUACAACUGCUCACUUUAUACUUUUACAAUGGGUAUACGAGUAACUUUUAAAAAAAAAGAAGAAAAGAACGAUCGACUUGUUUGAAAAUUGGCACUACAGGUAUUUAAUAACUCUUAGAAUGUAUACUACGUCGCGGAUUUGACACGUGAUUUUCCGAAUUACGCGAAUUAGUCUGCAUCCGAUGUAUCCUAAUCAGUGAGAUCCCUUCUCGAAUCUUUCGCAUGGGUCGGAAGAGUGUAGAGGUAUAAGGCGGAAAUUUUAGAGUAAAAAUUGUGCGGGCGCCGUCCACAUAUGAAGCUUUCUCUUGGCUUAUAUCUAAGCUAGCUGCAGCAACUCUCUAUAUGGUUAUAGAAUAUUAUUCCAAAUAACUGACGCAUAAUCAUAUCAUAUAACGUUCAUGACGCUUCCCCCCGUCCCCCUCCCUUUCCUCCUUACUCCUUCGAACUGUGUCCUUCCACUACUCCCUUUUCCUUUCCGCUUCUACCUCUCUGUCAUUUAUAUACUCGUUCUAAUCUUACCAUUAUCGUAGAUGUGUACUAUGUCGAAUUGAUAGUACCGACUAGGUAUAUCUACUGAAACGUUAAAGAAAGGGAAACACAUAAUAUGUUAGUAGUACAACAUUGCCCGACUUGCCAAACUCGCGUACACGUCUUUCUUGAAUUCGCGUGGCCACGGCCGGUUCUUCGACGUUAAAGCAAAAAUAUUUAUUGAAGCAAGCCCCCCCCCCCCUUCCCACCCAAUCUCCACUUCCCAAACCCCGCGCGAGGACUUCUCUUAUCCGAAUUAAUAAAUAUAGAAUGAACACUAGAGUGUGGCUCAAACAUUGGUUAAACGAUGUAGUAACAUUUAAUGUGCGUGUAUGAGUCGUGGAAGAAAUUUUGCUUUCGAGGAUAAAGAGGGCUGCAUGAAAGUAAUGAAGAUGAGUGAGUCUGAGAGAGAACGCGUGCGCGUAUGUGUGUGUGUGUAUGUGUAUGGCAGGGACCGAGAGCGUGAAAUAUUCAGCGUAAAUCACAUCGUAUUAUUUGUAAGCAAAUGCGAAUCUAUUGGCAACAUUGAAAUUAAUUACUUACCUAUUCUUCGCGUUAAGCGCCGCGUAUUGGUUGAAGGAAGAAAAAGAAAACGUUAUUUAUGAAACAAGUAGUCGAAUCCGUUUGGCGGAAUAUGUAGGAUUGAUACGAGAAAAGAAAUUGUUUGUUAUAUUUUCUUUAUCUAUAGAUGUCAUUGUUUAUUUAUGAGCUGUUUAUUUUACGUAUUUUUUUUCGUAUAUUUGUUUUUGUUAAUGUGAAAAGAAAGGUACUGACGAAUUUUUUUUUUAACGAUAGCAUAGUGUGAAUAUAUCGCUUGUCGUCUCUAUUUUCGUUUCGAUGCGUAUUUUUUUAUAUAGAUAUAUUAUGUAGAUUUUUAAUAUUCUUCGAAGGCAAUGACGCUGUUGCGUACCGUAAUUUCUAAGCUUAAUAGGCAGCAACGAUUUCGGUCGAAUGUCCCGCACGGAUGCCGAAAAAAGAAACUAAUUCUAGUCUUCUUCUUUGGCAACUAAACGCUGACGAUCGGUACGGAACAAUCUCGUUGUCCUUCGCGCAACUGGUUGUAUUAUACUUAUUGCAUUUGUCCGUUCGACCUGUGUGUACUAGUGUAACGUGUGUCCGGCUAGCGUGAACACAAGUCUGGGCACUUGAGGUUGGAGUCGACUGUGAGUAUGCAAAAAUUAACUGUUGAACAGAUUGCUGUUUGGGAUCUAAAUAACAUCGGACGAUGUUGAACAUAUUUAAAAUGUUUCUGUUCGUUCGCAAGAAUGUGUUGACUGUCUUUAUUGUUAUUUUUGGUAAUUGUUUGCCAUUGACGUUGCUCACAACUGAUUCCGUAUAAAGUGAUAAGCUAAUCAGUUUUUAUAUACACAUUAAAUGUUAUUUUUUUAUUGUGGCAGCUUUUUUACGUCUCGAAUUUUUUUUAAUGAUCUUCCUAUGACAGCGCGUCCCGCAUAUGUAAUAGUUUCCCUGAUUUGCACUUGUUAUAACCUGGCGAAACUUGGAGAAAUCCGGUGCAAAACGUUCUUCAGUGUUUGUCUUGACGGUGCAAGGGAUCGUCUCAUUUUGUUUUGUCAUAAGCUGUGCGUGAAAAGUUUACACGGGAAACGUAUUUCAUCGCAACAUUUGGUUGCUCUUCCUGUCACCGAACGCUUUGAUUAAAGUAAAAUUCCCCGAAGUUGUUGACACAGAUUCAAGAGUUAUGUUUAACGGACACUUGUUCUGCUCCGAUUGUUUAAUUGAAUGUUGUUUAUUGUAUUUAAAUAGAAAAACGAAAGGCUGUAUGUCUCGUACAACAAAAGAAGCAGCAAGACCGGGCCUGUGCACAUUUUUAUCAGCAUGGAUGGAAAUUCCAUUUCCAUCGAAUUGUAGAGAUAUUCAUUUCCGAGAUUCUGCAAUUUCUUUGCUCAAAGUUAUAGUCUCUCUUAUUCAGCGCAGUCUGUUUCUGUUCUGUUCUUUCGUGAUGUCACGCAAUAACACUGCGAAACUCCGUAAGUGAGAGAAGUUAAUUGUCAAUUCUAAUUCAAUUCGAGCCCUUUUUAAUAUUCCAUUCUCCCAUGCCGUUUGAAAUUAUCCGAAUGCGGAAUUUAAUCUUUUAAUCGUUAAUUUUGUAUCUAUUGAAUGGAUGGAGAGCCGUACAUUAUCUCAACAAUAUUCUCGAUGUAAAUAUUAAACACCACCCUAACGUUAACAUCGCCCAGUGAAUGAGGAGCCGUAAGAGAAAAUUAAUUAAGACGAAUGAAUCCGCGGGUCUUAACGUAUCGAUGAUACCCAAUUAACGUAAUAAUGUAACGAUAAGCGAGCGUAGCUGUCCUUCAAUACCUACCUACCUACCUACCACGUUAAGUAAUAGGAGUAAUGAAAUAAUGGAGUCUCAUGUCUAUUGACUAUUAAUGAUUAGUAUUAUACCGUACGACGAGAGCUGGUGACGAGAUUGACGACGAUGAUGAUAACGAUGAUGAUGGCGAGCGAGGUGGUAAUUCAUUGACAAUGAAUGUAAAUGUAUCCAUUUUCAAAACUUGAUGUAGAAUUAUAUUCGUAAGCUAUCUAUGAUAUUACAAACGAAAUAAAAACAUAUAGUAAAUUA